Messenger RNA from Arachis ipaensis, 1007 nucleotides. Its product is annotated as E3 ubiquitin-protein ligase ATL9. NCBI's taxonomy places the organism in Eukaryota, Viridiplantae, Streptophyta, Magnoliopsida, Fabales, Fabaceae. The record is from RefSeq and is a predicted model, not a curated record. Gene Ontology annotation, molecular function: ubiquitin protein ligase activity. Gene Ontology annotation, biological process: protein ubiquitination.
GAGAGUAUAAGUGUAUAACUAAAGAAAGAAGGUGGAUGAGAGUGAAAGCAUAAAGAAAGUAAGAAAAGCCGCCAGCACCACCUUCUUCAUUGGCUUUAUAUAGAAGCCAUCUAUAACGUCUUGAACUUCCCCCUUUUCCUUUUCUCUCUCAUUCACUCUAUUCUUUUUACUUCAGAAUCACACAUUUCUUCAGAACAUAUAGAGAUUCAUUCUUCACUGCUUUUACAUUUCAAUGGGUUUCUAUGCUGAGGACUCAUCAUCUGCAUAUGGUUGGACAAUAGGUCAAGCCAUAUAUGAAGCAGCUCUAAUCGUUGCAGUUCUGAGAUGGGUCUUGUGCUUGGUUUUCAGGCUCAUCAAAGAUAGAGGAACAACACCUUCUUCUUCUUCUUGUACUCUUGUGUUGACCACGUUUCGUGAGAUAAUGGAGAGGCUUCCAGAGACAGAAGAAGAUACAUCUUGUGCAGUGUGCUUGAACCAGAUGAAGAUGGAAGAUGAGGUUAGGGAACUAAUGAACUGCUACCAUGUCUUCCACAGAGAAUGCAUCGACAAAUGGUUGGACAAUGAUGACAACAACCAUAACCCUACUUGCCCUCUUUGUAGAGCACCUUUGCUCACUCUUAAUAAUAAUUGCAGUUAUUCUUCAUCAGAGAGCUCUUUUGGUUGUGUGCCACCAUCUCCUCAACCUAGUUGGGCUGUGGAGAGACUUCUCUACCUCUUCGGAGAUGAUCUUCUUCCUUGCUAGCUAUAUGUGCAAUAAGAAUUGUGAAGAGAUGAUUAAUGUAGAUCUAUUAGUUAGUUAGUUAGUUAGAGGAAUUCAUUAUUUAUUGCGUUUGAUCAUCAAUGUUUGGAGCUGCAAUCAAUUAGAUGAUACGAGUAGAACUAGGCACAUUAUUUAGGAUUUUAAUUUGUUUGUAUAUAGAUUUUUUUUUCCCCCAUAUCUGCCAUAUGAUGAUAUGAUAUAUAAUUCCAUUCUUGAAUUAAUAAUGGCCAUCUGUUUAUUCUGCAAA